Molecule: messenger RNA, 1081 nt
Organism: Prunus mume (Japanese apricot)
Lineage: Eukaryota; Viridiplantae; Streptophyta; Magnoliopsida; Rosales; Rosaceae
Biological process (GO): translation
Cellular component (GO): cytosolic small ribosomal subunit; ribosome
Molecular function (GO): structural constituent of ribosome; RNA binding
Source: RefSeq, a predicted model, not a curated record
CCUAAACCCUCUCAGUCCAGCCGUCGCUCUUCUCCCUUCUCCUUCUCAUCCCUUCUCACAGAACCAUGGCAGAGAGACCAGCAGGGGGGGGGGGGGGGGUGCGGCGGGGGGGGGGGGGGGGGGGGGGGGGGCCGGGGGCGGGGGGGGGGGCGGACGCCGCCCCGGGCGCCGCGAGGAGGAAGAGAAGUGGGUCCCAGUGACCAAGCUCGGCCGCCUCGUGAAGGAAGGCAAGAUCAAGAGCCUGGAGCAAAUCUACCUCCACUCUCUACCCAUCAAGGAGCACCAGAUCAUCGAUGCUCUUGUCGCCUCCGGUAGCCUCAAGGAUGAGGUGAUGAAGAUUAUGCCGGUCCAGAAGCAGACUCGGGCCGGUCAGCGAACCCGAUUUAAAGCCUUCGUUGUCGUCGGCGAUAGCAAUGGGCACGUCGGGCUCGGAGUCAAGUGCAGCAAGGAGGUGGCCACUGCGAUACGUGGCGCGAUCAUAUUGGCUAAGCUGUCUGUGAUUCCGGUGAGGAGAGGGUACUGGGGUAACAAGAUUGGGAAGCCCCAUACGGUUCCUUGUAAGGUGACCGGCAAGUGUGGCUCUGUUACAGUCAGGAUGGUGCCCGCUCCCCGUGGUGCUGGAAUUGUGGCUGCCCGUGUGCCCAAGAAGGUCUUGCAGUUUGCUGGUAUUGAUGAUGUUUUCACCUCCUCCCGUGGCUCCACCAAGACUCUUGGCAACUUUGUCAAGGCUACUUUCGAUUGCCUCCUGAAGACUUACGGUUUUCUGACCCCUGAAUUCUGGAAAGAGACACGCUUCAGCAAAUCUCCAUUCCAAGAGUUCACAGACCUGUUGGGAAGGCCAACCAAGCCCCUUCUGAUUGAAGACGUGGAGAAAGUAGAAGCCUAGCCUGACUGAGAGAAGCUAGUGUUUAUUAAAGAUGAAAUCUUAGUUUCUGCAUUUGAUUUCUAGCGUUGAAGACAUAAUACGUUGCCAUUUUGGUUUAUCAACGUUUUUGUAAUUUCUUUCAUCGUAUUUUUGUUUGUUUAAACUAUAUGCUUUAUUGGUAAAAUAUGUUACUUUGCUGGAAUAUUUUUGUGUUCA